Messenger RNA from Mytilus californianus (California mussel), 10477 nucleotides. Its product is annotated as teashirt homolog 1-B-like. NCBI's taxonomy places the organism in Eukaryota, Metazoa, Mollusca, Bivalvia, Mytilida, Mytilidae. Gene Ontology annotation, biological process: regulation of transcription by RNA polymerase II. The transcript has 2 exons. Gene Ontology annotation, molecular function: DNA binding; DNA-binding transcription factor activity, RNA polymerase II-specific. Gene Ontology annotation, cellular component: nucleus. The record is from RefSeq and is a predicted model, not a curated record. The coding region runs from base 238 to 3363 and encodes 1041 amino acids.
UUUUUGUCAAACCAGUGAAAUACUGACAGGUAAAAGUAGGGUCCGCAUCUGGUUCCGAAUUUAUCAACCUCUUGACAGGUAUUACGUUUUGUCAUACAGACACACCUGAGCGGCCAGGUAAAUAUGGUCCCUCAGUUACAGCAGGUGAAAUGUAACCAUAAAUCAGUGUUGACUACACAAUAAUUCUUCAUUAUGGAGUGUUAGUUUGAAACUGUGUGACUCGGGAAUGUUGUCAUUAUGAUCAUAACAGGAGAUAAAGCUAUUGGUGAUGAGAAAUCGUCAGAAAAGGGAGAUAAUGAUGAUAACCAGGAUGAAAGUGAUGGUGACGAAGAAUGUGACAAAGUAACUAUGGAAACAGAUUCACAGGAUGUGGAUGACGGAGAGAUAAUGAGUAAUGGUCACAAGGAAGGGUCUGAAGUAGAUGAUGAAGAAGAGGGAGUUUCUAACAUAGAAGAUGGGGACUGUGACCAGGACAACAUUAUAGGCAAGGAAGAAAUAAAACAAGAAGAAAAAACUGAAAAUGUGGAGGAAAGUGAAAAAAUAUCAGACACUAAACACAGCAUGGAUAAGCAAGAAUGUAGCAAAGAAUCUAGUCGUUCAGAAACACCUCCAUUAAAAAGACUGAUGAGGCAGGACCCUUUGCCUCUAUUCAUGAACAAUCAUCAUCAUUCACCACCUAAAAAGAUGUUUAAAGAGGAACACAUUCACUCUUCAAAGUGGCAGGUGCCUCUCAUUCCAACUUCAGCCUUUCUGUCGAAUGUUAAAAAUGCUCCCAUGCAUCCACGGCAACACAUGUUGAAAUCAAAGCCUUAUUCAAACAGACUCUUCCUUUCGCCUUCAGCUGUUUCAUCAUUUCACUCAAUGGGUUAUCAAACCAAUUUAAAAGCAUAUGACACUGACCAACCUUUAGACUUGUCGAAGAAAACUGGUAGUGGAAAAUCCUCGUCUUCAUCUGCAUCAUACUCACCAGGUUCCAGUAAGCUUACGUCAAGUCAUACAGCUGAUAAUAUUCAUUUGAAAUCUCGUCACAAGUACAGCAAUGGAAUGUUCCCAGAUUCUGUAAAAUCUAGUCUACAAAGUUUGCAACAAAAGUUUGGUGGUGACUAUCACACAAGACAAUUACAAAAACCUGUGAAAGGGUUACACCCCUUGUCAUAUGAAAUGUUUAACAAAACUUUUUGUGGAGAUAAUGUUUUGCUGAAUUCCAUAUCCUCCUUACCAAAAAAGAAAAGCCCUAUUCCGCCAUUUACCGAAACAUCUGAGAAAUCCUUGAGCGAAAAAUCAGAAAUGUCACUAAAUAAUCACAAAGACUUGAAUUCUAACUUCAAAAAGCAGAAUUCAUGCACCGAUAAUGAAGAAGACAAAUACACAAGGCAUAAAUGUGUUUGUACUAAGACAUUUACUUCAUUGUAUGAUUUAAGUUUACAUAUUCAAGAAACUGGACACCUCCCUGCUGGUGUAAAAAAGGCAAACUUAAUGGAAUAUCCCAAACUUGUCCGCGGUCAAGAUAUGUGGUUGAACACAGAGUCGGAACAAACCAAACGAAUUCUACGCUGUAUGCAGUGUGGAGAAUCAUUUAAAUCAUUGCCUAUGUUGACAGUUCACAUGAUGCAGACUCAGCAUUAUACAAAAAUUGUAAGUUCUGAACAUGGACGACGUACACACAAGUGUUCUGCUUAUUGUGAUCGUGAUGUUGACCGUGAAUGUGUGUUCAAAUGUAAGGUAUGCAAUAGUAUGUUUGUGGACAUGGAAGGACUAGCUAAUCACAUGAUAUUAUCUGGACAUCAUAAACGAAACAUACUCCGAACUCAAAAUCACACAGACUUGGGUUUAAAACAAAACAAUCGUCAAUAUUUACCGGUAAACGAUGAAAGCACAAAUCACGACGCUCGCAAAAAAUCUCUCUCUAGGACAUCACCACCUCAGGACAGGUUAUCGGCAAGUAGUCCUGAGAGUGAUUUAAUGGAUGAUAGCAUGAUCAGCUGUGAAAAUUGUGGUGAUAAGAUAGAAACAAGUUAUUUUGUAGAACACGUACGAGCUUGUCUUCAUCAAAGUAUGGUCGAUGCCUUUGAAUCAAGAAUUCAAAAGUUAAAAUCAAAAGUUGACAAUCUACAGUCAAAAAAUGUAAAAGAAGAAAAUAAAAACUUUGAAAUUGACCCGAACGAAAAUAGUUAUGGUAAAGAUUCUGAGAGUUUAAAGGAUGUAAAUUCUAGAAAUGUGAAAUUUGAAAGUUCAGGAAAGAAAGACUUGAAACAUGAAGUAAACAGUGAUAUAAAACUAGAACCAGUCAAUCAAGAUUCUGUAACUGAUACUCCGGAAAAGAAAAACAAUAUCAAAACUGAACCCGUAGAACUAAUUGAAAACCAAAAAUCCUCAGAAAAAAAACAAAAUGAUAAAUCCGAAGACAGAAAUCCACUAAAAGCUGAUAGUGCUAAAAUGUUAGAUAUUUUAAAUCCAGAGGAUGAAGGAACAGAAGAGGGGGGUAACUCUGCCCUCCAAGCCAUGGAAUCAUUCAUUCAAAAAAGUUUCAGUUCAAAAUUUACCUAUGGCAAAAACAAGUUUCAGGUAAAUAUGUUUGACAAGCAGGAAUCUCUUAGUCCUUUGUUGAAGUUCGAAAAAUAUAGGAAAUAUUUCCAGCCAUCUUUAAUGAUGGAAAAUACAUCAAAGAAGCCAGAAGAAUCGGAGAUGAAUGAUAGUGAAGCCGAUGAUUCUACAAAAGAUGAAUUAGAAAAACUUGAAAAGUUAUGUGAAAAUGUCAACAAAAGGCAGACGAGUCCUAAACAAAGUACAAAAUUAGAAACUGCUGAGCUUAAAGAAACAAAAGUUACAAGUGAAUCAUUGAGUAGUAAAUAUUUAAAUAUUGACGAAGAGGAACAAAAUACAGAAAAGUCUUCAGCGCUGGAUUCACUGAGUAGCUUUGUCUAUGGUCAAGCAUUAGACAGUGAACACCCUCUUGAUAAAUUACAGAAGCUCAUAACAAAAACUGACAUUCCUGGAAUGAGUUCUUCAAGUCGGACUAUUUUGAAUGGAUCACCUGAAGUCUCCAUUCCUCUCAAUUUGUCUGUAAAAAGAGAAAUUGACGAGGAUGACCUUGUGGAAGAUGUGAUAUCUGAUGGUAGUCAUAGCGACAGUGGUAGUGAUUCGGCCGUGGAGUACCACUGUGUAGCUUGCAGCAGACAUUUUGCUUCAAAAGGAACAUACCGUUAUCAUCUGAGUCGAUGUCAUUUAUCCACCAUUAAGAAAUAUGGUAUCAAAGAGGCCUUUAACAUGAGUCCUUAUGUAUAUCUUCCUUUAGACCAUACUGCCAAGUUUUCUAAGUAUUUUAAAAUGGCAGAAGAGUUAGUCAAAAAAGAAAAAUUGUAACAUAUAUAUUUUUAUUUUGCUAUGUGCAAUUUCUAAACGAUAACUGUACUAAUUUCAAUAUAUUAUUUUUCUAGAAAUCUGAUUUUUUUUUUUAGCUAUGUUGUGAUGUUGUUAAUGUUUGUCUGAAGACACGUUUGUUGCCAGGCAAUUAGUUAUGUUUUAUUGGGCAAUUCUUUACAAAUUUUAACAUAGACAUUUGAACACAAACUUUUUUGAAAUAUUGGUUAUUUCCAAUUUUGAGAAGCUGUCAAGAAAAAUGGUUAUUUUUGAAAUCUCAAGAAGAGAUUUUAUAUGAAUUUAUAGGGUUAAAUAUACUUACCACAAUCCAGCACCACCCCUAGUAUAAAUUUAGUAUAAAUAUGACGUAGGUGAGUACAUCUUAUGGAUGUAAUUUUUAAUCACCUAGUUAAUUUCGAUGAGAACAUGUUCUGAAAGCAAACAUAUUCUAUAUAAUAUAAAUGUAAUUUCAUGGUAAGUAUAUUUAAUCAAAUUCAUAUAAAAUUUUGAUUGGUAACAUAUUUUUAGAUUUAUUUUGGUUCAGUUUUUAUGAAACUUUUUUUUAUUUCCAAAUUCAGUCUGUAACAUAUGAUAGAUUUGAUGUAACUUUUCUGGUUUGAUUUUAGAACAAGUCCUAAAAUUUGAACUUUUCAAUUAACCUUCUAUUAUUUCAAUUUUCAAAUUAGUUCUUGUCUUUUAACUUGUGAUUAAAAUCCCCCUUGUUAUGCCACAUCUUAGAUACUAAAGGGGAUUUUUCGGGUUCAUGCAUCUUUCCCAUAUCAAGUUAUUAAAGUUGUUCACCUUGAAAUAGUGGUCGCAUCAACUUGAAACUUAGUACACAUGUGCAUUAUGAUGCAAGCUUUAUAUGUAUGCCAAAUUAGAGGUUUGACCCAGAUUCCAUGGUUCACAGAACACGAAAAUUUUAUUGUAGGAACAGGGUAUGGUGUCCUAUAGAAAUGUAUUAUUGUUUAGCUUAACUUCUUAUUUGUGUGGUUCAAGAAAAAUUGCUAUUUCGAGAGUACCUAGUUUUACAGUUGCUACUUUUAAAGUCUUUGUAAUUUAUUUAUUUAUUGUUUUCCUUACCAAUGAAAUUACAAAAAUUGGUAUCCAAUGAUUAUUAUUUAAUCCAGAGUACAUUAUUUCAUGGUUCUAUUUAAAGAGUAUUUUUCAAAGAAAGUGUCAAGUUUUUUGCUUUUACUAGUUUGAAAAAAAAAAACCAAGUCUAUGGAUUUACAAGUAAGAUGAAGAAAACAUUACAGAUAAAUGUUUAUUUCAUGGAAAUUAGUACAGUUAUGGUAGAACAAAGUGUAAUCUAUGGCAGCCGAGACAAGAAUUUUGUUGUAUUAUAGUUAGUAUUGAAUUAAUAUUAAUUUGUGAGGGAGAUAAGGGACCUGAAUUAAUAUUGAUUUGUGAGGGCGAUAAGGGACCAAAGAAUAAAUUUCUUCUGAUGGUCAGAAAAAUUUACGAUGUAACAAAUCAUGUCAUAAAUGUUCGGUGACAGUGAUAAAUUUACCACGUUAUUUAAACGAUUUUUCAUUUUCAAAUAUUUGAACAAUUGAAAAACAGGAAAUUUGAAAAGUUUAAUAAAAAUUUCGGUAAACAAACAGGUAUUAAAUUUUACUAUUGUAUUUGUAAGUCACAUUAUAUCGAGGUGUAUAAAUUAAAUGGAUAUUAUAUAUUAGAUGAAAUAAUAAUGAUUGAUGAAAGCAGCUGUUCAUAAACAAAAAAUUUUUGUUCAGAGAUUGACUUUAUAUAGAAAAUGGGGCAGACAUUUUUUUUAUACACUCCAUAUUAAAAAUUGUCAUAUUAAAGACCGCUCUGCAUUAUUUAAAGCAGUCAUCUGUUUUUUAGAUUAUUUCAAUUGCUAUUUAAAAAAACUGAUAUAUAGAUGUAUAUAGCAGUUGAAAUCAAAAUUGCUCAAGCAUUUUCCCUGCAGUAGCUUUAAUUUCAACUGUAGUAAUUGAAAUUGAACUGACUGUUUGCACGAAUUUUUUUUAAAUAGUGUGGAUUGACCUUCAGGGUUAAAAUUUGUAUUCUUUAAGUUUGUUGCACAACUUUAUUAUUGUAUUUAAAACAAUUAUUUGUUUCCACUAGUUUUAUAUUAAAAAUGAGAAAUUGUUAAACAAUUAAUAUUGUCCACUCAGUUAAAUUAUUUUAGAGUACCAAUGAUUUCCAUGUUCUGUGCCAUAAAUCUUUUAAAAAAAAUAUUGAAAGAAAUCCAAAAUAUCAAUAAAGAAAUGAAAUUAUAUUUCAUACAGAUAGAGGAUAUUAAUGUUUUCUUUGAAUUUUAUCUAAUUGAAUAUUUGUACAUUUUAUCAUUCCACACUAUAGGGACUUGGUCCUUUAGAAUCAUUUUAUUUCAGUUAUUUAUUUAAUUAAAAAAAGUCGAAAGAAAUAGGUUGUGUUUAUUAUAUACAUAUCAAAUGAACUGUUAGUACUAAGUGCUUUAUUAUAUUGAUUUCAGAUCAAAUCUGUCUAAAUUGUUGUUAUUUAUUUCACUUGCUUUAUAUGGCUACUAUGUUGUAGAGUGUUAUUUUUUCUACUAUAUGUAUUUGCUAUUUUCAUCAGUUUUUUAAUCAUACAUAUUUAUGCAUUUUUUUAAAAAGUACCUGAAAUGUUUGUUUAAUGAACAGAUUGAAACCAUUUUAACUUAUAACAGUAUAUUAAUACAAUUUUUAGCUGUUGAUAGUGGUAAAAUUUUACCUUUCUGGUUAAAAAAAAAUUGUUCUGUUGCCUUGUAGGGCAGUUUUGCCUUGUAUACAAAGCAUGCGCCCAAAUGGGCAUCUUUUGGUGGAAAAGAUAUAAAAUCACUCCAACAGAUUAAUUUAUCAUUGUCUGGAGCAUGGGAGGUAACUUACAUUGUAAAACUUACUGCCCAAGCAGUGGUUUGAUGAUUUUAUUCACAAAAAAAAGAUCAGGAAUCUUUUCUCCUAUUUUUUUUUUUGGAGGGGGGGGGGGGGAGGGGGGAGUGUCAUUUUGACUGAAUUUAUUCUGCACAAUAAGUUUUUUGUUUAUAUUUGCCAUUUGGGAACAAUAGAUAGAUUGAUUGAUUAUUGUUAGUAUACUGUCUAGUGGCAAAUAUUUCAUGCACCAUCAGGAUGAGGGAAUGAGGAAUACGAGAGAUAAACAGCAAUUUUAUUGAUUUUUUUAUGUUGAACAAAAAUUAAUUUUUGAUUAUACAGAUUUUUUUUUAUCAGGAUAUAACAAAACUACAACAAAUAAUUUCAUUUUAUUAAAAUUGUUGUUGAUCCACCAAAUUUAUCAUGGUCAAAGCUUUGAAGCUAAUUUUCCAUGACUUUAAAAAGUUUCAUGAAUUAAUGAGGAGUUUAUGGUUCCAAUGCAAAUUUAGAUAAGUUAAUUGCGACCUAAAUACACAACUAAUUUUUGCCUUUAUAACUUCAUCAUUUUGUGUUUGAGAGUCCAAUGUGAGCUAACACUUGCAUGUUUUGUUAUUUUUCACACAGUAAUUAAGUAGGCUGUCACAUACAGACUUGUCAAAUAUAAAGCCCUAAUUUGUCAGAAUCCACUUCUUUUAUCUAAAAGUGUUGUUGAUGUAGAAACAAUUAAUUAACUUGUUUAAGGAAAAGCUUGUUAAAUGUAAUUUUCAUGAUUAUGUAAUUUGAUACUGUCACAAAUCCUCAAGAAUAUUACGGUGUUGUAAUUAUUUUAAAUAUGACCUUGAAGUCAGUAUAAAUGUAUAGGCCUAAUAGGUAUUAUAUUAAAAAUUCCCCUUUUUGUCUAAAAUGUUCAAAAUUUGCUAUAUGCAUAAUGAUAAGGGAAUUUUAAUGCCAUACAUGAAUUAUCUAAUAACCAAUCCUCAUUAUUAUAAUUAAUAUUUUCCCACUCUUUUUAAUAAAAAAAAGUUUCAGAGGUAUUUUUUUGCCGCCAUCAUAAGAAGAAAAAAUAGAGCCAAAUUUUUUGUUUUUCCUUGUUUUGUUUUUCUUAAUUUGGCUUUAUGGUAUUUAUCUGUUUCCUGCUGUCUAUAUAAUCUUUGAUGGUGUUAGGACAUAUCAAUCAUGGCAGAUUAACAAUAUUGAUAAAGAUUUCAUAUCUCAUGUGCGUCAGCUGUGGUAUAUACCAUUUACAAAGAAAAAUCGGAUUUAAACUAAUUAAAUCUGAUUUGAAUUCCACUAUUUUGAGGAUUUGUCAAAUUGUCAGCCAAUGAUGUUUUAUAUACAAAGAAAUUGUCUAGAUGUGUUGUGUUUCUUUGUCAUACAUCAAAAAGAUCUUUGUCCUAUUGAACAGAUAAACCUUUUUAAUGAGAGAAUAUAGAUAAUCUGUAGGAGAGAUCAUUAUCCCAUGUGGUGCGAUAUUUUUCUAAAUGAAUAAAUCCUGGCUUUCAAAUCCUUUCUCCCAAGUAGAAAAUUGCAUGCAAAAAAAUAGUUUCCUGAAGAAGAUAAAAACUAAAUGAAAAUUGAAUCUUGUAUAAGAGACUAUUACAUGUAAUUUAGAAGAUUGAUUUGUAAGAUUAUUUGCUUUAACUAAUCUUUUAACACAUAUCAAUGCUGGGAAAGACAUUUUUAGGUCAUCUGUCAGUUAAUACUAUAUCAGUUCGGUUAAUGCCUUCAGACGUGGAUUGUCAUUGGGUACGUAGAUAUGAGGACCCAAAAUAUUAUUAAGUCAUCUUUCUUAGGUGUAGUUACUAGGUAUUGUCGAAACUGUCAAACUCUAACUAGGUUGUAUGUUCAGUGAUCAAUUAACUAUCUAUGUAAUAUGUAUUAGGUACUAGAACUGGGACCUAUAUUUUUCAUCUUAUUUAAGCUUAACGUCGGUCUCUAUUUAUAAGAAGACCAGGUCCCAUCUCAUUUAAACUUAAGAUGGGACUCUAUUUAUUUGAGGACCAUGUCCCAUCCCCAUCUCAAUAAAACUUAACAUUGGACUCAAUUUAUAAGAAGACCUUUGGUUGUGGGCUAGGCAGUUAAUGGACAUCUACCUGUACAGAUCAUUUCAAGUCUACUGCCACUACCAUACCAAAAUAUGUCACGGCACACUCAAUCAAAUAGCAUGUCAUUUCUGUAAAAUAAUUAAUAUUUUUGCAAACUAGUCAUUUUGGUGACUUGAUAAAUAAUAUGAAUAUGUCUAACUUGAUAUUCCCUUGUAUAAAAACAUCAUGAAAGUCAGAACAUGAAAUCGACUUCAAAAAGAAAAAAGGCUGGAAAAUAUUUGCAAAACCUAUUUGACUUGCAGUAUUAGAUGAGCAAAGGGAGAUAACUUCAAACAAGAUAAACAAUGCUUUAGAGAUGGACUAAGGGAUAAAAACUUUCAAUCAGGGAAUUAUGUCAUCCUUUUGUUUCUAUUCAUUUGAAAACAACCUUGUAUUACAAUUGUAUAUACAAAAAGUCAAAUAUUCAGAAAACUCUGCAUGCAGGAACUGUCACAAGUGUUAUUUUAAGGAUUUUCUGGGGAAAUGAGGAAUUUAAAAAUAGUUUGUGACAAUAAAGUGCUGUGUCAUUGAAUCAAUUGAAUUUGAAUAUUAUAUAUUUGGGGAAAUCUAGUGCACACAAGUAAUAUUUAAAUAGAUUUUGUGUCAACACAUGCAAUGUUGGGAUAUAGAAUCCUGAUAUAUUGAUAAUAUUACAUAAUUUAUGAAAAAGAUAUGCUAAUGCAGUUGUCAACAUCUGGUAUUUACAUAUGAUAUUUACUGAUAUUGAUGAAGAGAAAAUAAAUUAUUAGAAAAUUAUGUAAAAAAAAUACAAUAUUUUUUUUAUCUGAUAGCAAAUGACACAUUUCAUUAUUAACUGUUUUUUUUUAACUGAAAAGUACUUAAAAGAAUUUAAUUAAAUUUUGUCAUUCUGCAUUGUCUACAGAUUUCAUACAAAUGGAAACAUAAUGUCCUUUGAGGGGUCUGUAAAGGGAACUCUUGUUAACUCAUAUUAUUAAUUUGUCUAUGAAAUUAUCAAUUAAAAUAAAAAUAAUUCUAAACUGGCUUUACACGACUAAAUCUUUAUCCAUAUAUUCAUUAGAUUGAUUGAUUGCUGGUUGUCUGCUUUAUGUGCAGUGGCAACCAUUUGACCAAAGAAUACAUCUCUAAUUAUCGAUUUUUUUAAUGCUCAUAUCAUAAUAAAUACCUAUCCUUGAUUUCCUAUGAAAAAUCAACAUAACUAUAAAUUAGCCCUCAUCCUAUCCUCCUGGUGUUGAUUUUUUAAAAUCCAGAUAAACGCCCACUCCAAAUCUAUUUUUUCGUAAAGAGCAUUGCCCUAAGGGCUUGUAUCAUUAUGCAUACUGUAAGAAUCUUAAACUGUUAAACUAAAUAUUUUGUAGGUAAAAAUGCAGAUAUGUAUUUAUUUAAAUUGAAUGAAAUUUAGGUACAUAAGAAAUUGUUUUAUAUGUUGAAAAUGGCAAAUAUUUAUUACAUUAUCUAGUUAUUGUGGCAUAGUCAGAAUUUUGCAUUUAUACAUGUAUAUUUGAGUUUGCUUUAAAUGAAUGAAAUCCCUUUUGACUUCUACAAUUAUGUACAUAUUUUUGUGAAAACAAUUACAUUUUACAUAUCAUUUAUCCACUUUAUAUUCAGAAACUAUGUGUUAACUGUACUUUUGAAUAUGUUAACACUUGAGUGCUUUAUUUCAUAGUACAUGUGUAUUCAAAAGUAUACAAGUUUGAAAAUGUUUCUGAAAAUUUCAUUUUUCAUUUUCUGAUCAGACUGGAAUGAUUUUUUAAUGCACACAGAUGCAUGAUUUGUGAUUGUUGUCAUCAAUACCAAUUUAAAAAAAAAAAUUGGGGGAAAUGAUAUUUUAAGUUGUUUUCUCUAUGCUUAUCUCUUUGUAGAAGUUUAAGCUACUCUUUAAAAGUUGGAUGGAAAAAUUCUUGUUCUUUUUUUUUUCUCUGUCAGUUAUCAUAACUAAUUUUACACUUGUUGUCAAAAAGCAUAUUCAAAUCCUUAGUGAUAAGAUUAUCUUCUAUCUGCAAGCUUGUUGUAAUGACAUUUUUAUCUGCAAGGAAAUUUAUGUAUGUGCAUAAUAUAUUAAAUGAAACAAUGUUUUCAUAAUUGAUGAUUAUUCUUAGAUCUUUCCAGUCUGAUGUGCUCUCUUUUGACUUUAUAUAUUUGUAUUUACAUGUUUUGAUAAAUCCAUAUCCUAUCAACAAUAUUGUUAAAAUAAAAAGCUGAAGAAAACUAGAA